Messenger RNA from Falco peregrinus (peregrine falcon), 1468 nucleotides. RefSeq names its product translocase of outer mitochondrial membrane 40 like (gene TOMM40L). Gene Ontology annotation, biological process: protein import into mitochondrial matrix. The transcript has 9 exons. NCBI's taxonomy places the organism in Eukaryota, Metazoa, Chordata, Aves, Falconiformes, Falconidae. The record is from RefSeq and is a predicted model, not a curated record. Gene Ontology annotation, cellular component: mitochondrial outer membrane translocase complex; mitochondrial outer membrane. The coding region runs from base 16 to 969 and encodes 317 amino acids. Gene Ontology annotation, molecular function: transmembrane protein transporter activity.
CCGCCGGCUCAGCCAAUGGGCGGCGAGUGCUGCCCGCCCCAGCAAUGGCGGCGGCGGCCUCGGGCGGGCGCGUCCUCGCGAAGCCGCUUCCGGCAGCGGCGGUGCCCGCGCCCGCGAUGGCGGCGCCCGGCGGCGACGAGGGGCGCGGGCGGCCGUAGAGCCGGGCCGGGCAUGGGCAACGCGCUGGGCCCCGCCGCGCCCCGGGCCCCGCGCCGAGGGGAGCCGCUCGGGAGCCCCGGCAGCUUCGAUGAGCUGCACCGGCAGUGCAAAGAGGUUUUCCCGCAGCAAAUGGAGGGGGUGAAGCUGAUCGUCACCAAGACCCUGAGCAGCCACUUCCAGGUGACGCACACGGUUCACAUGAGCACCCUUGGCCCCUCCAGCUACCACUUCAAUGCCACUUUCGUGGGGGACCGCCAGCUCGGCCCCACCGAGGCCUUCCCCACGCUGAUUGGGGACAUGGACAACAGCGGCAGCCUCAAUGCCCAAGUGCUGCACCUUGUGGCCGAGCGCAUCCGCACCAAAGCCGUCUUCCAGGUGGGGCCAGACUCACCAGACCAAGUUCGUGACGUGGCAGUUCGACGGCGAGUACCGGGGGGACGACUGCACCGCUACCCUCACGCUGGGCAACCCCGAUCUCCUUGGCGAGUCUGUGAUCCUGGUGGCCCAUUUCCUCCAGAGCAUCACCUCCCGCCUUGUCCUGGGUGGGGAGAUGGUUUACCACCGGCGGCCAGGGGAGGAGGGAGCCAUCCUCACGCUGGCGGGCAAAUACACGGCUCUAAAGUGGGUGGCAACGCUGAACGUGGGGUAUGGUGGUGCCCAUGCCAGCUACUACCACCGAGCCAACGAGCAGGUGCAGGUUGGGGUGGAGCUGGAGGCCAACACCCGGCUGCAGGAUACCACCUUCGCCUUUGGCUACCAGCUCAACCUGCCACAGGCGAACAUGGUCUUCAGAGGGCUCCUGGACAGUAAUUGGAGCGUUGGGGGCGUUCUGGAGAAGAAGCUGCCCCCCCUGCCCGUCACCCUGGCUCUGGGUGCCUUCCUGAACCACUGGAAGAACCGUUUCCACUGCGGCUUCAGCGUCAUUGUGGGCUGAGGGACCGCAGGGGUGGGCGGCACGUGCCACCGUCCUGCUCAGGGAGCUGCUGUGCGCGGCACCAGCUGGGCCCUGCAUUUGUGCCAGGGUGUCAGGGGAGCCGAUGGUGUGGAGACCUGGUCCCUUGUGGCCGGGGGACACUGUGUGACAGCACGUGGCUUGUGUUAGCACCUUUGGGCUGAGGAGCAGCUGCUGCUUGGGGCCUGGGGCCCUCCAUGGGCCCUGGCGCUCACCUGUGCCGCCCUCCUCGCCCCAGCACCAUGCUUCCCUCUGCUCCCACCCCUGCUCUGCCUCGGUUUCCCUCCAGCGGCGCAGGGGGUGGCUCUGGGCGCACGCAUCUGCAGAGCCUGGAAAAAUAAAGGAGCUUUACUCUGC